Pseudozyma flocculosa PF-1 is the source of this 381-nucleotide messenger RNA. RefSeq lists its product as uncharacterized. The record is from RefSeq and is a predicted model, not a curated record. The transcript has 2 exons. Bases 1 to 381 code for a protein of 126 amino acids. Lineage: Eukaryota; Fungi; Basidiomycota; Ustilaginomycetes; Ustilaginales; Ustilaginaceae.
AUGAGGCUCUUCACCCCUCUGGCCCUCCUCGCGCCUUUCUUGUGGUCCACCCUCGGCCGUCCGGAGGCUUCCGAGCCCUUUGCCAAGUCGACCUUCAAGCAGAAGUGGUCGGUCAGUACCCCGCAGGGCCCUGUGACCUUUGCAUCCGAUGGCCGACAGUUCUGCUUCAACAACGCCAGGGGAAGGCCGUGGUCGAUCGUCAAGGAGAGCAUCGUCAUCGCCAAGAGCACCAACGGCGGAUGCGUCGAGCGGAUCUUCAGUCAAGAGUACCACGACUUCGGCAUGGCUCUGUGGGCAAACAAGCCCAACGUCGACACUGAGUUCGUCAUCGACAUCGAGGCUAUCCCGGUCAUCAACUGGGUCCAGGUGUCGGCUCUGUAA